CCACACCCCUGGUGCUUGUCACUCAACGCAGGUACUUGGACCUACAGAAGGGUUUAUACAAAUGUCAACACUACCCCCCAACCACCACGGAGACCUCAUGAAAUCAUCCCAAGUCAACAUGGCUACCACCACCACGACAACGACGACAACAACAACAACAAAGGCCAAGGCUGCCUCCAAAGCCCAGGCCAGUGCCGCUGCCAACCCCAAGCAAAAGACGCAGAUGCAUCGCCGCUCAAGAACAGAUUAAGAAGAAAAAAGUGCGACGAGGGCUCGCCCAUGUGCACUGCCUGCAAGCAUCUUGGCCUGGUAUGCGAAUACAAGCGGCCGAUGUGGUGGAGCAACAACGAUGCGCGGAGGAAGCACAAGGACGACAUCAAGAUGAUCAUCAAGCGCAAGAAGCUUUCCGAGAAGUCAACACACAGCAUCCAGACCUCGGUCAACUCACCGCCAGGUCUCUCUCACUCGCUCCCAACCUCUGCUACCUUCUCCGACCCCUUCGACCGCACCCGAUCGCAGUCGAUUGAUUCGCAGUUUGCUUUCAACUUCAACAGCCCACAAAGCGACUUCAGCUCCUUCAGCGCGCCACAGAUGCACCCCGACUUUUUGUUUGCUCCGUACUCGCCCUAUGAGAUUGACGUCAAGACGGAGAGGCAAAUGUUCAUCAACGACAUCCCAACCCUCAGAGAGUCAACAACAGCCACUUUCAGCACCUACCAGACCCCUCCGCCACCGGGAACAGUCCUCCCCCAGUUCCCUCUGGAAGGCGAAUGGACGGAGCAGGUGUACACGGAGCGGAGGGAGUCAUUGGCCGAGGAGACGCUCAACGUCAACUUCUUUGACUUUGCCCAGGGACCUUCGGUGUCUUCCAGGCAAGUCGCGAUUGAGCUGGACGAAGGCGAUCAGCGCUUGUUUGAUCACUUCAUCUCGUCGGUUCUUCCCACCAUCUUCCCCAUCCUCGAGUCGAACCAGCAUGGAUCCAUCAGCUCCGACCUCAUCCUCCCGGCGCUGGAGAGCAACAAGGGCUACCUGCACUGCUGCUUGAGCAUCGCCGCUCAGCACUACAAGGCCGCCAUGGGUCUUGAGGGUGAGGAGAUUGAUGGCGACAUCAUGCGCCACCGCUACGCGACCAUCUCUGCUCUGUGCGAAGCCCUCGCACGCGACGAGGACCACCAGCAGAUUCUGGAGGCCGCCCUCGGGCUUAUCUUCUUCCAAUGCGGCGUCGGCCGCUUCGACGACACGCUGCCCGACAUUCCCUGGCACCAGCACUUCCAAGCCGCCAUCUCGUUGGUGCAGAAGCUCGACCUCCCGCGCAUCGUCUCGGACCCUAACGAGCCUUUGACUCAGGCCCCCUUCAACAUGACCCUCACCGCGUGGAUUGACAUUCUCGGCGCCACCAUGCUCGGUCGCGCUCCCGCUUUCGCCCACACCUACCGCGAGAAGCACCUGUCUCCCACCAACCCCAGCCUGGGCUUGCGCGAGCUGAUGGGGUGCGAGGACCGCGUCAUGUACCUGAUCAGCGAGAUCGCCUGCCUUGAGGCCCUCAAGAAGGACGGCAUGGAUGACAUCACCCUCUGCCAACACGUCCACGUUCUUGGCGACCAGAUCGGUUUGACCGAGAUGGGCGAUGAUUCAGUCCCGGAUCUUCCCUUCAACGCCAACGGCACCCCUCAACCCCAAGCACCUCUCCUAUAA
Messenger RNA from Podospora anserina S mat+, 1695 nucleotides. RefSeq lists its product as uncharacterized. Gene Ontology annotation, biological process: positive regulation of transcription by RNA polymerase II. Gene Ontology annotation, molecular function: DNA-binding transcription factor activity, RNA polymerase II-specific; zinc ion binding; transcription cis-regulatory region binding. NCBI's taxonomy places the organism in Eukaryota, Fungi, Ascomycota, Sordariomycetes, Sordariales, Podosporaceae. The transcript has 2 exons. The annotation marks the transcript as partial. The record is from RefSeq and is a predicted model, not a curated record. Gene Ontology annotation, cellular component: nucleus.